Molecule: messenger RNA, 2207 nt
Organism: Gastrolobium bilobum
Lineage: Eukaryota; Viridiplantae; Streptophyta; Magnoliopsida; Fabales; Fabaceae
Exons: 6
Coding region: 77-1273 (398 amino acids)
Cellular component (GO): chloroplast envelope; chloroplast thylakoid membrane
Source: RefSeq, a predicted model, not a curated record
UUCAGCAGAGAGAGAAGCAAACUUCAUCACAUAAAUUUCUCUCUGAAAUUCAGAUUUAGCAAAAUCGAAGAAGCACAUGGAGUUGUGCACUGCGAUUCUUCCAUCACGCUAUUCAGUUCUACCAAGGUUCUCUACUACAACACCUCAUGGAGUUUCCGUUCGUCCCCAUUCCUUAUCAAUCAAAACCUCAAUUCCAUUUCCACGCUUCAACUUUCGUACCAAAGGCAAAGAAGCAGGAACGUUGCAAUUGCAACGUUGUGUUGCUUCUAGUGAAGGAAGUUCCUCUGAUGUCUUGGAUGAUAGUCGAAUGAUUGGAGUGUGUGAUAAGCUUAUUGGGGUUUUCAUGGUUGACAAGCCUACUCCAAGUGAUUGGAGAAGGUUGUUAGCAUUUAGCAAGGAAUGGAACAACAUUAGGCCCCAUUUUUUCACGCGCUGUCGCGUUAGAGCUGAUGCUGAGGAUGAUCCCACCAUGAAGGAGAAGCUGCUUCGCCUUGCAAGGAAGCUCAAAGAGAUUGAUGAGGAUGUGCAGAGACACAAUGAUCUUCUUGAAGUGAUCAGACGGGAUCCUUCGGGAAUUAGUGAGAUUGUUUCCAAGCGUCGUAAAGAUUUUACAAAAGAAUUCUUUGUGCACCUUCACACGGUGGCUCAAGCCUACUAUGACAAUGCAGAAGAGCAAAGUGAACUGGCAAAGCUUGGGAAUACAUGCUUGGCUGCUGUACAAGCCUAUGAUGCUGCAACUGAAAGCAUUGAACAGCUAAAUGCUGCAGAGUUGAAAUUCCAAGAUAUUAUCAAUUCUCCGUCACUUGAUGCUGCCUGCAGGAAGAUAGACAAUUUGGCUGAGAAAAAGGAACUUGAUUCAACGUUGGUAUUGAUGAUCACAAAAGCUUGGUCAGCUGCCAAGGAGUCAAAUAUGAUGAAAGAUGAGGUAAAAGAUAUCCUCUAUCAUUUAUACAGGACUGCAGUGGGAAAUCUUCAGAGACUUGUGCCAAAAGAGAUUCGAAUAAUCAAGUAUCUUAUUAAAAUUGAGGAUCCUGAGGAGCAACUGUCUGCCCUCCAAGAUGCAUUUACACCUGGAGAAGAACUUGAAGGAAAGGAUGUGGAUAACUUGUACACGACUCCGGAGAAGCUUCACACAUGGAUAAAGACUGUGGUUGAUGCUUAUCAUUUGAGCAAAGAAGGUACACUCAUUAGGGAAGCAAGGGAUCUGUUGAAUCCUGAGGUCAUCCAAAAGUUGGAGGUGCUGAAGAAGGUUGUGGAAAGAAAAUUCAUGUGAAUAGGAGCUUAUAAAAACAUACUUAGGUGGUUUUCCUACUCUAAAAGGCCACGAGUAUACUUGAAGCUUGAGAUUCUCGAUGUCCACCAACUAACAAGCCCGGAUAUACAACAGCUUUGCUGCAAGGAAAUUCUAAAUUUUGGUUAGUGUCCAGGGGUGUAGAUUUUAUUUUACUUUUUAACAAUAGAAUAAACUAAAUUAGGAAACAAAGUUAGACAACUAUCAUAAUUACAGCAUCAAAAGUUUACCUUCGUUUUUGGUUAAAAUAGGAGGUUGAAAACUGAGAGAGUAGGGGAAUGUAUUCUUUGCUUGUGGGACAGGGAAGUAUUACAUGGUAGACCUGGGAGGCUGGGAUAUGAAUACAAGACCUACAAAAUUUGAUCCUGGCACCAUGUGACCAUUCAACCAAAGGCCAUGGCCCUUGAUCAGGUCAAUUAUGUUGUUGCAUGGCUGUAGAUACAGUGUACAUUCUCACGUAUUUGUUUUAUUAUCCUGUUACUCAAAGGUCAAUUUCCUAAUUUAAAAUUUAAUGUUAUGUCGAGUUGACCAAAUCUCAAUGGAAAAAUUAUAAUGUCCCCUAACAGAUACCUAGAAUCCAAUUUACUGCAUUAUACCUAAAAAAAAUUAUAUGACCUGGUCGUGGUGUUUGCCUUCAAGGUAGAUGUUUGGGGUACAUAGGAGGGACUUAAUUUAGCAUGGGCCGUGGUUGUCGCAAGGUUGUGGUUGAAUAAGUGAAUUGGAUUUUGUGGUAGUGGUUAAUUUGCUUAGGAAGGAGUUAUCUAAUUAGGUUAAGAGGAAUGUUAAAUAAUCAGGAUUCACUUUUUAUUUAAUGAAGCUUAAAAAUUCACUUAUUAAUAAAUAAAUAAAAUGUGUUGGAAAGAGUAAAUUAAAAGAAGGGAUAAAUGUUUUUCGUGUAGUAGGAAAUACUUUUAUU